CUGGCAACCACAUAACACCAUGUGGUUCCCUGUUAUCCUUUUAAUAGCCGGCGUGGCCGUGGUCACAGGCACGGUUGACCACGAGCAUGCUUGGGAAAAGGAAAACGAGUAUGAAUACCAUGUACAUAGUCGAACAGUGGUAGGCCUUGACAAGUUGAAACGACAAUAUACUGGACUUCAAAUUGAGGCUAAACUCAUCGUUCAAGUAAAAUCGCCACAGAAAUUGCAAGUGAAGCUGUCCGAUGUACGGUAUACUCGUCUACACACCACAUUAGUGGACGGCCCGGAUACCAACCUUCCUGAACAUAUGCUGGACUAUCGGGUGAUUCCCAUGUUAGAAAAGCCAUUUGAGGUCACAAUGAAGCACGGAGUGAUACGGGACUUAUUAGUCGACCGUGAUAUUCCUACUUGGCAACUGAAUCUCCUCAAGAGUAUCAUGAGCCAGCUGCAAAUUGACACGCAGGGCGAAAACGCGGUAGAAAUCAUGAGCGCUCAAAUUCCAGACGAUGAAAAUUCUCCCGUUAUAUUUACAGCCAUAGAAGAUUCCGUCAGUGGCAAGUGCGAAGUACUAUACGAGAUCUUACCGUUGCACCCAGAUGUUCACCGAGUGAUGCCAGACAAGAUACUUAUUCCGGACUUACUCGGUAAGGGCUAUCAUUACGAGGUUAAAAAAAUUAAGAAUUACGAGAAAUGCCUUGAGCGACAAAUUUAUCAUCACGGUCUAGAAGAUCCAUGGCUCCGUAAACGGAAAAAAUUAUAUAAACGGGAUAAAUUUAUUUCGGAAUUAUCUACGACUCAAAUGCUUAUCUCGGGCAAUCUGAAAAGAUUUACUAUUCAAUCUGUCGUAACGAAGAGUCAUGUAUCCGUUAGGCCUGAUAAAAUUGAUCCUUUCCUUGGUAACGUUCAUAGCAUAUUGAAAUUGAUUUUAAAGAGAAGGGACAAAAUAUCCAGCCCAAUGUUUGAUUCGCUCGAAUCAAUCAACCUCGAGUCGACUGGAAACCUAAUGUACACGUAUAAUAAUCCAUUUUCUGAUUCUGAGAACCCAAUAUUACCAAGCAUCGGUAUGAAUUCCGAGCAAAUGCAGUCAUCAGAGAGAACCAGUUCUUCUGAAAAAAUGUGGGACGACCAUAUCAGCUCCUUUAGUAGCUCCAGCGAUGAGGGUUCACCUAAAAGAAUGGCAAUGCGCAUGGAUCUGAAAAAUCCGGUGUUACCCUACAUGGCCCCCAUAAAAGUGGAACAAAUGAAGGACUUAAUUAAUGAAAUAGCUGUUGCAAUACAUUAUUCUAAUGAUACGCGUCUAAGAGCAGUGGAGCAUAUAGUGUGUUUAAAAAACUCCCUGCGCAUCAUGAGCCUCAAGCAGAUUGCUGAAUUAAAAGAACAAUUACGUAAUCUCGUAAUUAACAAUAAAGAUUACGAGAAUACUGUCUGGAGCAUCUUCCGGGAUGGUCUUGUACAAACCGGAACAGAACCCGCUUUAUUGACUAUCCACAAUUUGUUAAAAACGAAAAAAAUUGAAGGCCUAGUGGCAGCAAAAGUUAUGUCUCAAAUUUCCAAGUAUGUUUACAAACCAACAAAAGAAUAUGUCAAAGCAUUCUAUGAAAUGAUAACCGAUCCAUCAGUAAUGUAUCAGACAGCCGUAAAUGUAACCGCACCAUUAGCAUUUGCUGAAGUAAUACGUAAAAGUUAUAGCGAUACUUACCAUCCGACACGCAGUUUAAAGCGUUUAGGCCCUAUGACUCUCAGAGAUAUUGUACCAAUAUACGUCGAGAUAUCCGAAAUUUAUAUUCCCUUUAUGGCUGACCAACUGAAAAAAGGCCUUCUCGAUAAUGACUAUGCAAAAGUUCAAGUAUAUAUCGUGGCACUUGGUUUGACCGGCCAUUCGAAGAUUCUCUCGAUCUUUGAGCCGUACAUAGAAGGCAAGGAGCCGGUGUCGAAGUUUCACCGUUUGCUCAUGGUAUCUUCCCUGUCCACCUUAAGCAUAUUGAAACCGGAAUUAAUUGGACCAAUUUUUUAUAAGAUCUACUCGAACGUAAAAGAAGAUCAUAGAAUACGUUGUAUGUCUAUACAUCGAUAUAUUAUAACCAACCCACCUUUGAUUAUGUUGGAACGCAUAGCGAAGUUUACUAAUGACGAUUUGGAUGAAGACGUAAACUCUGUUGUAAAAAGUACAAUAAACAGUCUCGCUAAUACGAAGCGACCGGAAUUGGAAGAUCUCUCUAAUAAGGCACGCAGUGUCAAGCAUCUAUUGAAUCCGAAAGAGUUUAGUAAACUGAAAUCGCAAGGCUACUACAAGGACUUGGAUUACUGGUUUAUUAAGGGACUUAGUGUGCAAACUAUUGGUGACAAUAGAAUAUUGCCCUCAUAUUUGAGUGUUGGUGUGAAUAGUGCUUUCGAUUUCUUUGGAUUACCUACUUUGAAAGCAGGAUACAUUGUAUCGAAUGUCAAGGAGCUUUUUUACAACUCAAAGUACGAAGAAACAAGUAAUAAAUUGUUGAAAGAAUCACACAUUGAGAAGCUUAUGCAAGAACUUUAUUUCAAGUCUGAAGAGCUGGAGAAAUUGGAAGGAAAUGUCUUUAUUGACACAGUACACAAUCUUCUGAUCUAUCCCUUUGACAGAGAAGCUCUUAAAAAAAUGUCUUCCCAGUUGAAGGAUUUCUUCAAGAAGGACCAAGAAUUGGAUUUACUUUCCGUCGAUAAUCACGAAAUUAUGUUAAGCUUCCCAAUUGAAAGUGGCCUGCCGUUCCUUUAUACUUUGGACUCGCCAAUGAUUUUAAAACUUAAAGCUGAAAUGAGAAAUAACAAACUUUUGAAUUUAAAAAAAAUUGGCAAUUUGAAUGUGUAUGUUGCCAAUAAGGUUCAGAAGCGGUUUGGCUUUAUAGCACCUUACGACUCUCAUAAUUACAUUGCUGGUGUUCAUGUCAAUCGAAUAUUGGAUUUACCAUUAGAAUAUGAAGUCGAACUCGAUUCGACCCAACAAAAGCUUGAUAUUAGUACGUUAAAGAUUGGCCUAAAAACUCAAACUUCUCCAAUCAAUGUAUUGCAUCUCAGCACCAUUCCCUUCACCACGCAAAAAGACCUUCAUGAACUUGAAUGUGUAUUUUCUAGUAGAAACACGCAUGUUAUACUAACAGAAAGAAAACAUAAAAUCAUAUUAGAGAAAGACUUAAUUUCUCUCCAAGUAGAAAGUGAUAGCAAAGAAAUAGAAGAAAAUCUAGAAGAAAAUGACAUUUUAUCGCUCUUGUUAAAAUUACAAGAGAUACCUGACGGCCACUAUAAACAAUUGGAUGUAAUAAUGAAUCAUGAACAGUUAGCAAAGAGUGUAUUAGACAUGAACAUUAUUCAUGAGAAAAUUGCAAUUGAUAAUGCCGUACAAUUAUAUGAUCCAGAAUCACAAAUUAUGUUUCCUUUAAAACACGUAAAGCUAAACAGUGAAAAAAGACGAAAGGAAGUUGCGACGGGCUUAAGCAAAGACCUCAGGUCGGGUGAUGUCCAUAUAUUGGAUAUAAAUUUAAACUUACCGGAGUUAGAAAAGCAACAAGUUUUCACCGUUGGUUGGAUGGACAGCAACAUAGACAAGAAGUCUAAGGUUUAUUUAUAUUGGAAUUCUCAAAUGUUGAGGAUGGAAAAACCAACAUCUGAAGUUUGCUAUACGCAUGAAAUACAAUAUUCACCAGAUACUCCUUUAAAUUUCGAACAUAUGAAGAAACACGCGCCGAAGGAUAAGGUCAGAGCUGAACUGCAAUAUGGAGAGAGUUGCAGCAGAGGAAACAAAAUUGUUGUCGAAGCGAGUAUGUCGCGAAGCGACCGAAUAAAGGAUUUGUUAGAGUCCUCCAAAGUAGUUAAACAAUGUUGGAAAGAAAUGGAGGAGGGACAUAAUGCACUGCAUGCUUGCCAGCAGGCCACUGAACUUGCCCAAAUGAAGAAUCAGUUGGACGUUUCGUAUAAAGGUCCAAUAAGGGACAUUAUUAAAAAAAUUAUUAAAAAGAUUUCCGACUUUAUUUCGCAUCUCUUCCCUCACUCACGAAUUAAACUAACAGACUCGGAAGACUCUGAUGAAAAAGGCUUCGAUAUAAAAAUGACUUUGUCACCCUCGGAAAUAGAUCCGUCGGUUUCCUUAGAUUCACCGCAAGCAGAUGUUACUUUCCCUAACAUGGAGCAAACAGAUUCCGAAAUGCAAGAGCUAUUAAAAGAAAAUAUCAUACACCGAAGAAAAGAAAGAAGAGCUUCGUGUACUUUUGAUAAAGACAUGCUCCUUACUUUUGAUAAGCUGCUUUAUCCUGUGAAACUGGGGACUUGUAAACAUGUACUAAUGACCACUUAUCCACAAAAGAAUACUCAAUAUAAGGAAUCAAACGUAGAUUUUGUUGCCUUAAUUAGAAAUCAUAGCGAUGGUGCCAAGAUGAUUGCUAUAAUGGUGGACGACCACCUAUUUGAAAUGGAUAAAAUAGGUGAUAAUACUACAAUUCUAAUCGACGGCGUUCCCAUUAAAUUAUCACAUAAAGGUUAUCAACUAAGAGAAGAUAGUGGAAAAGUUUUGGAAAUCCAUAAGCUACCCGACGGUUCGAUCGAAGUGGAUUCGGGCAAAUCUGAUUUCAGAAUACUAUUCGACGGAGAACGUAUUCAACUAUUUGUAUCCGAUAUAUACCGCAAUGCUGUACGCGGUCUUUGUGGCAACUACGACUCCGAUCCCAGCACCGAUUUCCUCACUCCUCAGAACUGUCUCAUGAAGAUGCCCGAAGUAUUCACCGCUACGUAUGCCUUGACUGAGGAUUGCCUUCAGGAAGACAUUCUGGAGAACAAACGAAAAGCUAAACUCACUCAGUGCCGUGAGUUGCCAAUGUCUCGUCCGAACAACGUUAUUAACGAUAUAGAAGCGGGAAGAUUGCCGACACAUAGUGAACGUUGGGGCUAUCAUAACGAUAAUCUCAAGAGAAAAUAUAACUUCGAUUACGAUAGUAAAAAAUCCAGUUCCGAGAGAAAGGAUUUACCAGACAAUAGUAAUCUUAUCUAUCGCACAAAAGUUGUUCUAGAGGACGAAGAGAUCUGUUUCACGAUCAAACCUGUACCAAUGUGCCGACAUGGUACCAAGUCUCGUGAAAAAAAGAUGAAGGAAUUUGGCCUUUAUUGCCAACCAAGGAACGAGGAAUCUUUAUUAAUAAAACGCAGGAUCGAGCAAGGCGCUAAUCCAGAUUUUACCCGAAAGCCUUUGAGUAGAUCGCAUACUUUCCAAGUUCCUAUCGUUUGCAACCAUCAUAUCAUGUGGCUGUAUCUGGCUUUUCUCUUAAUCUUUGGAGCGGCCAUAGCCGAUCACAAUCAUGCAUGGGAAACCGGAAACGAAUAUCAUUAUCUUAUAAAAAGUCGGACAUUGACGGGCUUAAAUGGGCUAGAGGAGCAGUAUUCCGGAAUUUAUAUGAGAGGUAAACUCACCAUUCAAGUGAAAUCAUCGGAUACGCUGCAGGCUGUGGUGUCCGAGAUGCAGCAUGCUUCUGUGAAUGAAAUAUUGUUGGAUAUUUCGGUUGAAAGCACCAAGCUUGAGUUUCGCAAGCUUUCUUUAUCGGGAAAGCCCUUCGAAAUCAAGCUUAAACGGGGAGUAAUCCGAGAUAUGUUAAUUGAUCAGAGUGUGCCUACUUGGGAGGUGAAUUUGCUGAAAAGUAUUGUGAGUCAACUGCAGAUUGACACAGAGGGUGAGAAUGCAAUAGCAAGUAGAAGCACUAUGGUGCCCAACGACAAUCAGUCUUUUAGUGAAUUUAAAGUCAUGGAGGAUUCCGUUGGCGGCAAAUGCGAGGUCCUUUACAAUAUUUCGUCAGUGAUGGGAGAUAGUUUGUCAAUAUCUUUGCCACAUCUCCACAAAGAUGGUCAACAUUUCGUUGUUGCGAAAACAAAAAAUUACUCCAGAUGCGAACAGCGAGUAGCUUAUCAUUCUGGUAUCAUCGGUAAAAUGAAUUGGAAACCAGGAUCUACCGAUGGAUUUCUUUCGAGAUCAUCUUCGAAUUAUAUUAUCAUCUCCGGUAAUCUGAAACGUUUUACUAUUCAAUCUUCCACGAUGACAAACCAGAUGUUAAUCAACUCUCAUAAUAAAUAUAAAUUUGACAAUACAUACUCUGCCAUUGUUUACAGUGGUAUGAAUUUAACUUUGGAUAGAAUAAAUCAGAUCUCCAACCCUAUGCAUGUAUCCAACAAUCUCGUGCCGACCGGAAAUUUAGUGUACACUUACAACAAUCCGUUCUCUAGCCAACGCAAACCGCGUCGUCCGAGUGUCAGUCAAAGUUCUUUGGCGGCUCAAUCAUCCGAGAACCAUAAUUCUAACAGUUCUAGCCAGGAAAACCAUAGCGACGAUGAUAACUUCAAGAGUGAGGAACACGAUUACUUUCAACCUAAACCGAAAUUGGAUGAAGCUCCGGAGAGUCCAUUAUUACCCUAUUUUAUUGGAUACAAUGGCAUGAGCAUUUUAAAUUCCGGAGAGAAUUAUACUCUUAUAGCGAAACGCCUGAUCGCUCUAACGUUCAGAUUUGACCAUUUUGGAACUGAACACAACGUAAACGACCGAUACAUCGAAGCUUUAGAACGAUUCACAAUUCUGGUUAAAUUGAUUCGCACCAUGAAUGUUGAACAGAUCGCUGAGAUAGCUAACGAAGUGCCCAAACUGUAUGGAGCUAUCAACACGCUUAGUGAAAGCGAUUUUGAUUUAUCACAACAAAAUGUAUGGAGUGCUUUUAGCUGCGCCGUUGCAAAUGCCGGAACUGGUCCCGCUCUCAUCACCAUAAAAAACUGGAUAAAGUCUGGAAAACUCAAGGGCAUACAAGCGGCACAGAUUAUUUCGAAAAUUCCUAAAUCCGUGCUCACACCUACAACGGAAUAUGUCGCAGCGUUUUUCGAAAUGAUUACCGAUGAAAAGGUGACAAAACAGAGAUUUUUGAAUACAACUGCACCUUUGUUAUUCGCCGAAUUGGCCCGUUACACUCAAAGCAACAAAUUAUCUAUUUACUAUCCGGUCUACAGUUUCGGCCGUAUGGUUCCUAAACAUGACAAUGAACUUCUUGAAACUUAUAUUCCGUAUAUGGCUACCCAAUUAAGAAAAGCCAUUGAGGAAGGCGACAGUCAUCGAAUUCAAACGUACAUUAUGGCAUUGGGUAAUUUCGGUCAUCCGAAAAUACUUUCUGUUUUUGAGCCAUACCUAGAAGGCACAAUUCCGAUAACGAAAUUCCAACGUUUGAUGAUGGUCAUCUCAUUAAGCAAACUAACCGAAAGCUAUCCGAGAGUUGUCAGAUCCGUUGCCUUGAAGAUUUACUUGAAUUUAAAGGAGGCCUACGAAUUACGUUGUGUAGCUGUUCACAUCAUAAUUAAAACCAAUCCAUCCCUAAUUAUAUUGCAGCGAAUGGCGGAAUUUACUAAUCAGGAUCAGGAUCAGCACGUAAAUUCUGUCGUCAAGACCAGUAUAGAGUCCCUCAUUAAUUUAGAACAAUCAGAAUGGAAAGAUCUCGCUGAAAAGGCGCGUAUCGCUAGCAAGCUAUUGAAUCCUAACAUUAGCGAUGAUAACUACUCUCGAAGCUUUUUCACGCAAACGAAAAUCGCCUCCUUAAACAUUGCUCAAACAGGCAUGUUUCAGAUAAUUGGUAGCGACGACACUAAUACACCUAAAGGUGCAUAUAUUGAUAUACUUCAAUCUUACGGUGGAUUAAAUCUACCCCUGACAAAAAUGGCAUAUACAGUAUCAAGUAUCGAAGACUUGAAACAGAAGUGGUUAGAUGUAUUGCUAGGUGAUCGGCCCUGGAUGCCUCAAGAUAAAACCAGGGAGGAAUGGAUGAUUGAAACGAUAAUUGAAAAGCUUGGUAUUGAGCCCGAAAAUGCAGAACAGCUCGAAGGAAAUUUCUUUGUGGACUCUGCAUUUUCUUCAGGAUUCUAUCCCUUUGACAAUCAUACGCUUGAAGAAUUUAUCAAUAUAUUGAAAAUGUAUCGUAAAUCGAUAUCGCGGACAAGAUUAUUCGUUUCUGAAUACCAAAACAAAAAUGAUGUAAACCAUUACGACAUAACGUUAGGAUUCCCGACUGAAACCGGUCUGCCGUUCAUCUAUACCUUAGCAGUACCGAAAAUAACGUCCAUUAACAGAGGAGGAUCUAUUAAAAUUAAAGCCACACAAAAUGAUAGCUUUGUAGAACUGGCAGGAACAGGUUAUAUAGUAUCAAGUGAAAAGAUCCAAAGUAGAAUUGGUUUCGUAACACCUUUCGAGCACAGACACUACAUUGCUGGUGUUGAUAUCAAUACGCAUAUCGCCAUACCAGUUGGUUUAAAUUUCACAACGAGAUGUAACAGUACAUUUCAGCUGAAGCUACAACCUCAUAAUAAUCCUCAUAGCAGGAUGACAAUCACUCGAUUAGCGAUUCACCACAGUGUGGUUCCUUAUACCUCAAGACAGGACAUUCUGCAACUUUUAGAGUUCAGCAAUGAAACACGUCUAGUAUACACGAAGGAACCGAAUGAAAUUCAGAUUUCGCUAGGUAACCUGACACUCUCCGCAAGAAGUGAUGUUAUUGACAGCGAUAUGUCGCAGAAGAAGGGACUUGAAGGCCUUAUUAACCUUUCUGCUAUAUUUUAUUUAAAUCUUGGUGCCCAUUACAGGAGAUUCGACGCAACCUUAUAUCCUGUAGAAGCACAAAUAAAUCUAACUCGUUAUGUCCAGAGGACCAAUAGAAGUUCGGAAGCAACAAUUCCUGCAAUAAUUGACAAACGGCCAAACAGCAGGGAAAGAGGCGCACAAUUUUUAGAUGAACUCACAAUUACCAAAGAUAAUAGAUCUGACAAUUCUGUCACUACAUCUACAAUGUAUGACAUAAGUGUUUUAGCUAAUAAUAAUUAUUACGUUUUGACUUUCGUUUUGGGAGAGAGCCGCGACAAAUUACAGACCCUUUCCUAUGAGAAUGUCCAAUCGCUAGAUGGAGAAGUCUUCUGGGAGUUUUGUAGUGUUAAUAGCAUUGUUGGAUUAUCACAGUACAAUCAUCUAAAUGUUGAGAAAGCAAUCGAAAAGAUUCCGAAUUACGAAUUUAACGCUGAGAUGCGACAUGGUAGUUGUGCAAAUGGAGAGACGAUUAAACUCAAAGGAAAUUUGAGUCGCACUGAUGAUGUUUUAAAGAAGGCAAUGAAAUCCGAGAUAGUCGAGGAGUGUCGACAACAAAUGAAACAAGGCAAUAUUUGGCUACCAACUUGUCAAAAGGCCAACGAAUUAAUCCAACAGAGGGAUCUUCUGAUCAUGUCACUGGAAACGAAUUCGAAUAAUUUAUAUUCUCUUGCCAACAGAAUGAUCUUGAUGAUCAAGAUGAUGAUUUCCGAUAAUAAUAUGAAAAGACCUAGCAUGGAAGGCUUUAAUAAAUACAUGGAUGUAGAAAUAAAAAUUCCAUUUGAUAAUAAUGAUGUGAACAUUUCUUUGAACACUUUGCGAGCGGAUGUUUCGUUCUCUCUGUCGCAACUUGUCGAAGAUCCUAAUGUUAUCUCUCCCAAUUAUACACUAAAUAAGCUUUUUAAGGAAGACCUGGAAGGAGAUAUGUGCGUUCUCGACAAAACCCAAGUUGUAACUUUUGACAAUAAGAUCUAUCCCUUGACAUUGGGAGAAUGUUGGCACGUAAUGAUGGCGCCUUAUCCAAAGCGGGAUCCCAAUAAUCCCGAAAAAAUUUUAGAUUUUCCGUAUGAUGUAAGGGCAAUUGUCAUGGCCCGAGAAAUGGACGACGGCAGUAAACAGGUAUGGAUAAUCUUGGGUCAUGAAGAAAUUCAUUUGCGAAAAUUGGACGAUCGUCUCCAAGUUUCUAUCGUUGGUGGUGAUGAUUAUGAUUCUCAUUUCUCGAGUCAUAAGAACUACGAACAAACUGACUUAUACGAAAUUUAUCAAGAGGAUGGAUUAAUUAUAAUGCAUUCGCUGCAAUAUAAUAUCCACGUCGUAUAUGAUGGAGAACGUAUCCUACUUUAUGUACACGAUAAAUAUCUCUAUACUGUACGUGGUCUCUGCGGUAAUUACGACAUGCGAUCCAACAACGAUUUCGUUACCCCUAAGAAUUGCAUCCUGACGAAGCCCGAAGAAUUCGCCGCGACAUAUGCCCUGACUUAUCAGGAAGACUGCAAAGGACCCGCUUUGCAGAACAAACUAAAAGCCGAACAAUCCACAUGUAUUUCGAGAUCGUAUAUUCCGGGUGACGUCAUCAGUGAAAGAGAAAAGGGAAGAUGGAGCUAUCAUUAAAAUAAUCGAUAUGUUUAAGGAAAGCACAGCAAUAAUCGAAUAGUUUUUUUUAUCAGAGCUGAUAAGAGCUGUAAACCUACGGAAUAAAAAUGAGAAGUCAAAAAUAUCUGGCAUAAUAAAAACGUUUUUAUCCAAUUCAAGCGCAGAAUUAAGCAAAGAUUAGAACCGAAGAGUCGGAAACUUUCAAUGUUCUUAUAUUACUAGCUUUUUUAUUGAGUGAAUACAAAAUCUCGUGCCCGAU
Trachymyrmex cornetzi is the source of this 10463-nucleotide messenger RNA. It is a transcript of the gene Vgn, whose product is annotated as vitellogenin. Lineage: Eukaryota; Metazoa; Arthropoda; Insecta; Hymenoptera; Formicidae. Gene Ontology annotation, biological process: lipid transport. The coding region runs from base 20 to 10222 and encodes 3400 amino acids. The transcript has 14 exons. The record is from RefSeq and is a predicted model, not a curated record. Gene Ontology annotation, molecular function: lipid carrier activity.